Xiphias gladius (swordfish) is the source of this 3834-nucleotide messenger RNA. RefSeq names its product LARGE xylosyl- and glucuronyltransferase 2 (gene large2). NCBI's taxonomy places the organism in Eukaryota, Metazoa, Chordata, Actinopteri, Istiophoriformes, Xiphiidae. The record is from RefSeq and is a predicted model, not a curated record. The coding region runs from base 631 to 2883 and encodes 750 amino acids. The transcript has 16 exons. Gene Ontology annotation, biological process: protein O-linked glycosylation via mannose. Gene Ontology annotation, molecular function: glucuronosyltransferase activity; xylosyltransferase activity.
CCGAGACCGACGGAGACAGGACCGUUGAGAAUCGACCCAGGCGCGGUGCGCCGCGCUUCCCCCGGAGCCUCGCAGCCUCACCCGGCGUCUCUGUUCCACCACCUGGCUCUCCGAGCUCGGUCCUCUCCGCUUGUGUGGUUGUGUGUGCAUGAGCGUACGAAGACACAUUGGUGGCGGUGUGUACAGCUGCCACCGUGAGCGUGUCUCCACACACACACACACACACAGACCGAUUCCGGAGUCUGGAUUAAGGACGUUGCCACCUCCUCCUGCAGAUGUUUCCCCCCCGGUUCCGGACGGAUUUUUGAAUGGUUUUCAACGCCCCCGGAUCAGGACUCGAAGUGAUUGGCGGCUCAGAGCAGCGGUGGAAGUCGGAGCCUUCAGAGCUGCGGACACGGACCGGAUUUUCUCCCGGAGGUUCCCGUUGGAGUCGUGGCCUGCGACUGAGGAGCUCCUCCGUCACUUCCCACCGGUUUCCCCACACUUGGAUUUCCAUCUGCGAAUCUGAUGAAAGGAUGCUGCAGGGAUCUGACGAGGGUCUGAGUCCUACCUGAACCCCUCCCCUUCCCCCCUCCUCUCCCCGGACCCCUGACCUCCGACCCUCAGAGCCCUCCGUGCCGCCGUCCCACCAUGAACCUGCUGUGUCGCGGACGCCUGAAGCUUCUGGUGGCGUCUCUCACGGCCGUCGUCCUGCUCACCUGGCUCUACCUGCUGGCUGGAAACCUGGAGAAUGGUCGCUCCCUCCUCCUGGCUCCCUGUCUUGCCGGCAGCCCAGCGGCCCAGGUCCUGGAGCGCGCCGUCCUGGAGUCGCGGGUUCGAGAGAUGGAGGAAGAGAACAGACAGAUCCGGCUGCAGCUCAGCCAAUCGCAGGGCACCGCCGCCCAGCAGCCGGACGGGAACUACGGUAACCAGCAGUGGGGAGCGUCCGCGGACACAGGACCAGAGGACGGGGACAACACGGCGGAGGAGAAGAACAACCACACAGAGUGUCCCCGCUCGCCCACCGUCCAGAAGUGUGAGCUGAUCCAUGUAGCGUGCGUUUGUGCCGGUCACAACGCCAGCAGAGACGUGGUCACACUGGUCAAGUCCGUCCUCUUUCACAGGAGAAAUCCUCUUCACUUUCACUUCAUCACCGACACAGUAGCCAAUCGUAUCCUGAGUUCCCUGUUCCAGUCCUGGAUGGUCCCAUCCGUGCAAGUCAGCUUCUACGAUGCAGAUGAACUUAAGUCCGAGGUGUCGUGGAUACCCAACAAGCACUACUCAGGUAUUUACGGCUUGAUGAAGCUGACGCUAACCAAAGCUUUGCCCUCCGACCUGUCAAAGGUCAUCGUCCUGGACACGGACAUCACCUUCGCCACUGACAUCGCUGAGCUCUGGGGCAUUUUUAGGAAGUUUACAGAGAAGCAGGUGAUUGGUCUGGUGGAGAACCAGAGUGACUGGUACCUGGGGAACUUGUGGAAAAACCACAAACCCUGGCCUGCACUGGGACGAGGCUUCAACACAGGCGUCAUACUUCUCUACCUGGAGCGACUGCGGCGAAUCGGUUGGGAGCAGAUGUGGCGGCUGACGGCAGAGAGGGAGCUAAUGAGCAUGCUCAGCACAUCGCUCGCUGAUCAGGACAUCUUCAACGCCUUCAUAAAGCAGAACCCGGUCCUGGUGCACCAGCUGCCCUGCUUCUGGAACGUCCAGCUGUCUGAUCACACCCGCUCCGAGCAGUGCUACACCGAGGUUUCGGACCUCAAAGUGAUCCACUGGAACUCUCCGAAGAAGCUCCGUGUGAAGAACAAACACGUGGAGUUCUUCAGGAACCUCUACCUGACCUUCCUGGAGUACGACGGGAACCUGCUGAGACGGGAGCUGUUUGGCUGCCCGAGUCCGGCCAGUCCAGAGAGCGUCCAGCUGCAGACGGCUCUGGAGGAGCUGGACGAGGACGACCAGUGUUACGACUUCCGUCGGGAGCGACUCACCGUUCACCGCGUGCACCUGUACUUCCUGCAGUACGAGUACACGCCUACUGAGGACGACACCGACAUCACACUGGUGGCCCAGCUCUCCAUGGACAGGCUGCAGAUGCUGGAGGCCAUCUGUAAGCACUGGGAAGGCCCCAUCAGCCUGGCGCUCUACAUGUCCGACGCCGAGGCUCAGCAGUUCCUGCGCUACGCUCAGGCCUCCGAGGUCCUCAAGAACCGCAAGAACGUCGGCUACCACAUUGUCUACAAAGAGGGCCAGUUCUACCCGGUAAACCUGGUGAGGAACGUGGCCCUGAAGAACGCCAACACGCCAUACGUGUUCCUGACCGAUGUGGACUUCCUGCCAAUGUACGGCCUCUACGAUUACCUCAGAAAGUCUGUGGUGCAGCUGGACAUGGCUCACACUAAGAAGGCUCUGGUGGUUCCAGCUUUCGAGACACUUCGUUACCGUCUGUCCUUCCCCAAAUCCAAAGCUGAGCUGCUCUCCAUGCUGGACAUGGGGACUCUCUACACCUUCAGGUAUCAUGUGUGGCCCAAAGGACACGCUCCCACCAACUAUGCCAAAUGGCGAACAGCCACCACCCCCUAUAAGGUGGAGUGGGAGCCGGACUUUGAACCGUACGUUGUGGUGAGACGAGACUGUCCGGAGUACGACCAGCGCUUUGUGGGCUUUGGCUGGAACAAGGUGUCCCAUAUCAUGGAGCUGGAUGCACAGGAGUAUGACCUGAUGGUCCUCCCCAACGCUUUCAUGAUCCACAUGCCCCACGCUCCCAGCUUUGACAUCUCCAAGUUUCGCUCCAGCUCCAGCUACCGCAACUGUCUGAACACCCUGAAGGACGAGUUCCACCAGGACCUGUCCAGGAAGUACGGCUCGGCUGCUCUCAAGUACCUCACUGCCCAGAGGAAUAUCUAAGAACCAGGACUGCUGAGAGCCAGCCCCCGAGCUGGACCGAUGAGCUCCGGGAGCUCAGAAAUGUACUGACGCAGCGCUGUACCGCAGGCCACACUGACGCCCAGCGCCAAUAUGACGGUAAAGCUUUACAGCCCUUUCAAACAUUCAUGGGCUCCUGUGCAUUAAUUCUCCAGUCGACCGCGGACGAGAUGCAGAAAUGAAAACCUGAACAGGACAGCGGAUUUCCUAAACGCAUGUUUCACUGGGCGGAAAGGGUGGUCUCGGAGUGGAGCGUGGAUACGGAUGGGACUAGCUUUAUGGCCGGAAAAUAACCAUAUUCUUACAAUUUGUUCUGACAAUCAGGGCUUUUUCCAGAAGACAUGAACCAGUCCGUCCAUGUGGAUAUCUGGACACGUAACUCAAAGACACUAAAUGACGGGACCCGUGUCAUUUUUGGAAAAAAAAUGAAAGGAGAAGACUACAGUGUGAGGCCUGUCGAACUGGAGAAAGAUUUAAGCCUUAUCACUUUCCAUAUUUAAGGAUAUUUUCGUUAUUUCAUUUUUUUUCCAGUGUAAAUCAAAACCAAUGAAUAGCAAACAUUGGCCUUUACAAUGUUUUGAUUAUGACUUUACUAAGAAUCCGUUUAUUUUUCCUUUCUCUAUUUUCUGACCUCUGAGACCUUCUGAAAAUCAAUCAUGUCCUGGUCGAAUUCUUUCAGAUUUUCUGUGGGCUUCAGGGAUGUGCUUUGCGUGUAUGUGUGAGAGUGAGAGGGAGUAUGAUCCAGCUGCAUCAUAUGGCAAGUCUUCAACACGCUUACUGCUUCUCAAAAGUCAUUCUCGCUUUCGUCUUGGUCAUAUAUUUGCUUGCAUGUAAACAGUUGCACUACACGUCCUUUUCGCGUUAGAAAAUUUACAUUAUUCUGUUUUUUUUCAUCCCUCUGAAAGCAGCAAAAAUCUUUAAACGAUAACAGAG